UGACAAGCCCUUGGUGGCACGAACCUGGGUAUAGUGGCUUUGUGUGUGGGAAAGUGGGUGCCCACUGAAUGGGGGCAUGUCUAGCCCUUUAAGAGAUCACGGAAGCAGGUCAGAACCCUGUUGCCCAGCAACGGAAUGUCUCAUAUACUGUGUCCAGUACCUAGGAGACAGGAAGGAGUCAUGGCGUCCUAUGGGCACUCUGUGGCCCCAGAGGCCCUCCUGCCCUGCACAGCACCUGCAAGCCUACCCCUGCUCUGCCCCGAUGGGCAGCAAGACGUGCUCCUGACCAGGCAGCAGGCCCCACAGACAGUGCCUGCCAGCGAGCUGCCCCCGAAGGUCCAUGAGGUGGCACACAACACGGGUGCCUACACAUCCUCGGGGCUGGCCACUGCUGGCUUCCGCACAGCCAAGUACCUGGAGAAUGAAUGGUACCAGAACACAUAUGCCCGUUACUACCAGGCCUUCUGCGACCGAGACAAAUCUGAGCGCCAGCGGCAUGAGAGCCGCCAGCUGGCGUCGGAGACAGAAGCGCUGGCACGGCGCACGCAGGAGGACUCCACGCGCAAGGUGGGCGCCCGCCUGCAGGACAUGCACAGCUGGAAGUCAGAGCUCCAGCGGCAGGUGGAUGAGCUGGUGGCCGAGACCCACCUGCUGCUGGCCCAGAAGCGGCGACUGGAGCGGGCGCUGGACAACUCGGCCCUGUCCUUCUCCAUCGCCACUGACAACCUGCAGCACCGCGAGCGCCGCCAGCACCCUGACCUGGUUCGGGACUCCGUGGAGGUGGAACUGCUGAAGGAGGCUGAGCUCAUCCGAAACAUCCAGGAACUCCUGAAGAGGACCAUUGUGCAGGCUGUGAACCAAAUCCGGCUGAACCGGCAGCAGAAGGAGAAAUGCGAGAUCAACUGGUCAGACAAGGCCGAGUCAUACAACAUCGACGACAAGUGCUCGCGAUACCACAACGACAGCGUGGAGGUCCAGUUCCACCCGCACUCGAUGGCCUUUGAGGAGAGUGCCUCCACACCGGAGACUUGGGCGAGGUUCAACCAGGAGAUCCUGCAGCGUGCGGAUCGCGAGCGCCUGGCCACGGUCAAACUACGGGAGCUCAUCGACAACAUCCUGCGGGACACGGCCGAGGACCUGCGGCUGCAGUGCGACGCCGUGAACCUGGCCUUGGAGAAGCGCUGCGAGGAGCUGGAGGAUGCGCGCCACAAGCUGGAAUAUCACCUGCAGAAGACGCUGAGGGAGAUCACGGACCAGGAGCACAACGUGGCCCUGCUGAAGCAGGCCAUCAAGGGCAAGGAGGCGCCGCUGAAGGUGGCCCAGACUCGCCUGUACCAGCGCUCGCAGCGGCCCAACGUGGAGCUGUGCCGGGAUAUCGCCCAGUUCAGGCUGACAAGUGAGGUAGAGGAGCUGAAUGUGUCCUUAGAAGCGCUAAAGGAGAAGCUUCUGGAAGCAGAGCAGUCCCUCCGCAACCUGGAGGACACGCGCAUGGCCCUGGAGAAGGACAUGGUGGUGAAGGCCAACAGCCUGUGCAUCGACCGGCAGCAGUGCCUGGCACACCGGGCCCGGUACCCCACCGUGCUUCAGCUGUCUGGCUACGAGUGAGCCCCGGGUCCCCCAAUAAAAUGCUGUCAUUUUCCA
Suncus etruscus (white-toothed pygmy shrew) is the source of this 1641-nucleotide messenger RNA. It is a transcript of the gene TEKT4, whose product is annotated as tektin 4. The coding region runs from base 136 to 1605 and encodes 489 amino acids. Gene Ontology annotation, cellular component: nucleus; sperm flagellum; microtubule cytoskeleton. NCBI's taxonomy places the organism in Eukaryota, Metazoa, Chordata, Mammalia, Eulipotyphla, Soricidae. The record is from RefSeq and is a predicted model, not a curated record. The transcript has 6 exons. Gene Ontology annotation, biological process: cilium movement involved in cell motility; cilium assembly.